UUAUUAAUUGCAACAGCACCCUUUGAUUUUUUCAACUCACACCACACGUCUGAUCCCGUGCCUCUUUCUCUCCACCAUCAAAAUCUCAUCCUUCUAUUUCUUUCUGGAAAGUUGUAGUACCCUUUUUAUUUCUUUCUUUCUUUCGUCCCAAGCAUCAUCUUGUAGAGAGAGAGAGAGUAGGAGUACUCCAGUUGAGAACAAAUCUAGGCCAUGGCUGCCUGUGGAAGCCUCCAACACAUCUUUGAAACCCCAUUACCCGAUACCCCGACAACACUUCUUGAAUCCUUCUCCUCCUCAUGGAACCAAAUCCAGCCUCUCAAAUCAUCCAACAUCGACAAUAAUCCAUCGUCGACCCUCACUGAGAUGUUUGGGGAGCUUCAUUUCAAAGAGAAUAACAAUGUUAGUUCUCCAAUAUUUUCAUCACCUUCCAUGUCGACCUCCUCCUCCUCCUCAUUGACGUUGUCCGACGUAGGAUUUGACCCCAAAACCAAGAAUGAGAAAAUUGAGGAGGAGAUGAAGAAGAUGAACGGCCAGAAGAGCCCCUCAAAAGAGUCCUUUUCGAGCAAUUACAAUAUGUCUCAGUCUCACAAAAGCAGUGAUAGCUUUUCAUCAAUGAAUUCGGAGAGCUUGCAGCUGUGCACGGAGGGACUUGGAUUCGAAAGCUCGGACGAGAUUGAGGAGUUGUUCAAGGAAAGUCCUCCUAGUGAUCAUGGAUAUCGUGAGGAUGAAGAAAAUAUUAUUGUCCAAGAGGAGAAGAUUAGUUUUACAAAGCAAUAUUUUCCAAUAUCAGAAAUUAGUUAUCAUACAAAUAAUAAUUGUUCUGGUGGUAAAUUAGGGUUUAGGAGGUCAAGGAGUACUAGUGUUGGGGGAUUCCCUCCGCCGAUAUCUUGCAUAAGCAAGAAUGGGAAGCCUUGGGUUUGUUUCAAGUCUUACAGGCAUGAUGGCAGAUUUGUCCUCAAAGAAAUCAGAAUUCCCACACAAGAGUUCUUGCAUGCUUACAGGGAAGAUGGACGCCUCAAACUGCACUUCGUCAUGUCCGACGACGAAAUUCUAGGUGAGGAAGACGAUGAUGUUGAUGAUGAUCUAUCAUACCACGUCGAAGAAGAAGAGGAAGAAGAACAAGAAGAAGAAGAUGAAGAUGAAGAACAAGAACAAGAAGAUCAUCUACAUGAAGAUGGUGCUCGUGAUUCAAUAAAUAAUGAAGGAAAUGAUGAGGCAAAGACAAAUAACUAUGAGGUACAACCAUGAGGUUGUUUGUUUUAGGUAGGAAAUUAAGUUUCAGUGUUGAAUUUGUAGCAUGGGAUGCCAGUAAGGCUUAAUUUCAACUUCUGUGAUUAAUUCCUCCCAAUAGGGUUAAGGAAUUGCAAAUAAUGUUAGAUAAAAGAAAGGAAACAAAAAUGGAUAGAUAUUGCUUUGCCUUAGCCUUUGCCAAUGUCUGAUAAUUCA
Molecule: messenger RNA, 1446 nt
Organism: Malus domestica (apple)
Lineage: Eukaryota; Viridiplantae; Streptophyta; Magnoliopsida; Rosales; Rosaceae
Source: RefSeq, a predicted model, not a curated record